Molecule: messenger RNA, 1506 nt
Organism: Conger conger (European conger)
Lineage: Eukaryota; Metazoa; Chordata; Actinopteri; Anguilliformes; Congridae
Exons: 2
Biological process (GO): DNA integration; DNA recombination
Molecular function (GO): DNA binding
Source: RefSeq, a predicted model, not a curated record
GCACAAACAGUGGAUGGCCGAUGUAGCCCUGCUGCUGACCGGCGUCCCGUGGCGACUUCCCCAGCGCCGGGACCUCCUGUCACAGGGGGCGGGGACCAUUUUUCAUCCCCACCCAAGCAGGCUGCGCCUCACGGCUUGGCCCCUGUUAGGAGCAGGCUCGUGAACAUGGGAUUGAGCGAGGCAGCUGUAAAUACUAUACAGCAUGCUCGCGCUAUCUCAACUACAAUGGCUUAUAAAGGCAGAUGGGAGGCCUUCGAGACUUGGUGUCUCGAACGCUCUCAGGACCCCCUGGUGUGCCCUGUAUCCGUAGUGCUCAACUUUGUGCAGAGCCUACUUGAUAAGGGGUUAUCUUUGUCCACGAUAAGGGGGUAUGUCUUCGCAAUUUCUGCGUGCCAUACUGGCUAUGGUGGCUCUACGGUGGCUGCCCACCCCCUGGUAAAGCGUUUUAUCCAGGGCGUCCGGUGUCUGAAACCCGUGGCCCCACCCCGUGUUCCGCAGUGGGACUUAACAGUGGUACUAAAAGCCUUGUGUAGCCCUCCUUUCGAACCACUGGAGAGCGUUGAGUGGAGAGCUUUGUCCCUUAAGGUGGCGCUGCUUACUGCGCUAGUUUCUGCUAAGCGAGUAAGCGAUUUAUGCGCCUUGUCUGUGCACCCGGACUGUCUCUCCUUUUCAGGAUCUGACAGAGUUGUGCUGAGACCGAACCCUGCGUUUACCCCGAAGGACCAUGACGAUGAGGAGGAUGCUAUGCUGCAUAAACUUUGCCCAGUGCGUGCUCUGUCGAUAUACGUACGACGUUCGCAGCCUAUUCGACAAGCAGAUCAGCUGUUUGUCUGUUAUGGUGCUGCUGCUAAGGGAAAACCUGUUACGGCACAGAGAUUUUCCCAUUGGCUUACUGACGCAAUCAACUGGGCGUAUGAGUGUAUGGGCUUGCCCCCUCUGUCGGAGGUUCGCGCCCACUCUACUCGAGGCAUGGCAGCUUCUCGGGCACUUUUUAAAGGGGUCAGUGUGCAGGACAUUUGUACAGCGGCGUCAUGGAGUUCCCCAUGCGCCUUUGUGCGUUUCUAUCUGCUGGAUGCAUCGACACCGUCGGUGGCGCAUGCAGUCCUGAGCUCAGCGUCCAAUCGGACUGGAACUCUUGCUGCUCGCCUGGACUGCUACUAUAGAAUAGAUGAUCUGCCUGGUCCUGGGGAGGGGCCUCACCAUGGAGCCUCCCAGCAGUCCAGCAGAGACACGCGGCGCACCUGUAUUCUGGUGGAACAGGACCGCUCUCUUGAUUGGGGUCAAGCCUCAGGCAGUCUGCCAGGAUCACAGACCCCCCACCAGGACGGGGGGGAGGGGGGCUCUGAUCCCACCGUCUCGAGCUCUGAGGGUGGGGACAUCACAGGGAGCGACGCGGCUCCACGCGGGCUCUCCACGCGGGCUCUGCAUGCGUCCUGCCGCAGAUGCGGCCCUGUUGCACCAGAUGUGAGAGGCUGCCAUGACAGAUGGAAGGCAAUUUGCGAUUAA